AUGUGGAUAGGAUUUUUAGUGGGAAUAAUCAAGGCAUUGUUGAUGCUAGUAUUUAUUUGUGUGUGUGGAGCAGUAUAUUUCAGAGGAUGGAGAUUUUUCACUCAAGACGUGCAUUUUAUCAAACAGGCAGUCAUAGAUUUGCACCACAAUCACCAUGGAUCACGGGAACAAUAUAAGAACGGAUUCACUAUGAUAAAUGGCUUACUUGGGAUGAUUAAUGGGGGAAGUGAAAAAAAAGGAAAUUUUGGUCUGUCUAACGUGCUUGAGGAUUACGGCAUUGAGAUUGACAAAUCAUACUUUGAUUAUGUAGAAGAUCAUUUCCACAAAGGAGACGACUUUGAUUUUGAAAAAAUCGGUCAAUUCGUCAGUGAUAAUCUCGGCGACUUACUUGAAGGUGUUGACAUGCAAGAAAUGAGCAAUAAUAUCUUAGGCAGCUUCAUGAAUAGGAACUAA
Messenger RNA from Debaryomyces fabryi, 453 nucleotides. RefSeq lists its product as uncharacterized. The coding region runs from base 1 to 453 and encodes 150 amino acids. The transcript has a single exon. NCBI's taxonomy places the organism in Eukaryota, Fungi, Ascomycota, Pichiomycetes, Serinales, Debaryomycetaceae. The record is from RefSeq and is a predicted model, not a curated record.